UUGCAAGAAAUGGCGUCUCAAGUUGUUUUUUAUUAGAGUUCAAUGUGUUUCUAAUUGUUUCAUGUAUUUGAUAGAUUUAAUUUCUCUCAUAUUAUAUAAUUAGUAAGUGCUAUUGAUGUUUCAUUGACGAAUUACAUUUACUUAGUCGGGUUUCGGUGAUUUGGCUUUGAAACAAUGGCGUCCAAAGAGCCCAUACAAUCCAACGUAAAAGUAGUAGAGAAUCAUGAAUACGUCGAAGAUUACUCCAUUUCCUUGAGUGAAGCUGACGCCGGUGAGGGUAUUAAGCGUCGCAGAGUGACUCAUGACUACAGAAAACUUUCGAAAUUGGGAUACGAUCCAAGUAUGUCAACCGAUGCGAAAUUGCUGCAGUCCUGCGAUGGUAAAGUUAAAAAGCGCAAGUACAGCGAGGACUCCAAUGACUUAUGUGUCUGGGGAGAGAGUCCUAAACCAGCUAAAAUUAGCAAAAUAUGGCCAGUAUUCGACUCUGGAGGGUACGGAGAUGCAACCAUGUUGACUCUUCAUGUGAUGAAGAGGAUUCCUGCAGAGCAAAAUCCAUUACUCUGCAAUACAGCAGAAUCUGUCAUAAGUCUACAAGAACCGUUGACUACAAAUUGGUUUGGUGGUAUUAAUGUAUCCUGGAGGCAAGCCCAAUUAGCUCACAAUGUUCCUUACGAUGAUGUGACUAAACGGAUCUUCUCAUCAGUGUCUCGUCAGCUGAAAAUCAUAAAUACACAUCUCCAAAGGUCUAUGUUCAGAUAUAAGUAUCCGAGAGUGACAAGAUCGAAUGUUCUUCUAGAAAGUUCCAACAAUCGUCGCCCGGCAACACAUUUCAGCAUGUCAUUAAGGGCUAUACGGUUCCAGUCGACGCCCAGGCGGGAGUUGCCUUGCUAUGGUAACUUGGAGUUGCCAUUGAAGAUCAAACAAGAACCAACAAAUCAAAUGUUCCCAAGUAUUGUUAGUGUAAAUACAGACAUUGAUAAGGUGAAAGAUGGUAGUAAAGUGGAAAGUGAUAAAGUGAAAGUGGAAAGGGACAGAGAACGGGACAAAGUCAAGGAUAAAGACAAGGAGAGAGACAGGGAUAGGUCGUCACAUUCGUCCCGGCAUUCGUCGUGUCACCGCUGCAGGCGGCGGGCGCGCAUCAAGCGAUGCUCUAUCGGCGUGCAGUGUCGCCGAGAUCGCGCCGCCACCGUCGCCACGCCCACCACGCCCACCACGCCCGCCACACCCGCCACACCCGCGCCGCCACACGCCUGGGGCACGCUCACACUUGUCGAGAACCCCGACGUCAAAGGACUCAAAUAUCACAGGUUAAUGCACGUAGAGAAGCAUCCGAACGGAGGCGCCAGCGUGCUGUAUCUUCACCAGCGAGACGUGGACAUGCUCCCAGCUCCUCAGCAGGAGUCCCUCGCGAAAGAGUUCCUCAAGCUGGUAUUCUCAGAGGAUAGCGAAGGAUGGGCCCACUUCGUGUGUGGUAUAGUGCGAGGAGCGGCAGCCAGGUUGCCUUGCCUGUUGCGGUAUCUGUCCGAUGAACAUCCUAACCUCACUGUCAAAGCCGGAGUACUUGCCAGGGCGUCUGAUAUAGAGACUACCACCGUUAACAGAUAUUACCAGCAGGUGCAGCAGUCGUAUGCUGCGGGCACGUUCCGGUGCGGUCCGCUGCACCAGAUCUCGCUGGUGGGGACGGUCCACGAGGAGGUCGGCGGGUACUUCCCUGACAUGCUGCAGAUGUUGGCCAACUGCCCGUUCCUCAAAAUGACAAUGCCAUGGGGCCCCAUGUCAGCGGUCGAGAUGGAGCCCCAAGAGUCGAAUGAUGGCCCCAUACUGUGGAUCAGGCCUGGUGAACAACUGGUGCCCACGGCAGAACUUGGCAAGAGUCCUAUUAAGAAACGAAGGACGGGCAUCAACGAGCUGCGCAAUCUCCAGUACCUGCCGCGCUACAGCGAAGCGCGAGAGUUCCUCUUCGAGGAUCGAACCCGCGCCCACGCGGACCACGUGGGCCACGGACUUGACAGGAUUACCACCGCCGCUGUCGGCGUAUUAAAAGCGAUCCAGUGCGGCGACGAGUCGGACCGCGGUCGUAUCACGAAGGACGUGGUGGCGUUCCACGCGGCAGACUUCAACAAGCUGGUGCAACUGCUGCAGCUCGAUCUCUACGAGCCGCCCAUAUCGCAGUGUGUCACGUGGCUUGAAGAAGCCAAACUGAACCAGUUAAGGCGAGAGGGCGUCCGGUACUCCCGUCUGUCGCUGUGUUCGGACGACAUCUACUUCCUCCCAAGGAAUAUCAUACACCAGUUCAGGACCACCUCCGCAGUCACCUCAGUUGCGUGGCAUCUACGGCUAAAGCAGUAUUAUCCCUCAUCAGAGGCCUCAUCACCAGCCGACGAGAGACCGACCAAUCCUCAGCCCAUUCCCAAUGAGAUCACGGUUGAUGAAUCUAAGAAAUCUACAACAAAACAUAAGUCUGGAGUGAUAGAAAUGAGAGCAUUAAGCGCAAAAUUCAAAGAAAAACCUGCACUAAAACUAACUGAAGCAAGGAAAAGUAUAGAUAUUCAAGUGAAAACGGAAAAGCAGGCGGACGAGAAAAAAGACAAAAAGCCAGACUCGAAAACAGACAGAUCUGAGCAGAAACCCGAGAGAACAGACAAGGACAGGACAGAACAAAAGUUGGAAAGAAACGACGUGAAGUCGGAACGAACGGAAAUAAAAACUGAGAAGACGGAAUCGAAAUCUGAUAGGGUCGACCACAAAUCCGACAAAACGGACCAAAGAACAGAUAGGACUGAACACAACAAAACAGAUAGAAUAAAACAGAGGCACGAUAAGACUGAAAAAUCUGAGAGGAAUGACAAGUCCCACAAGAAUGAUAUCAAAGUGGAGAAAGUGGAAAAGAUGGAGAAACUGGAUAAGAUGGAGAAACUGGAUAAGAAUCACACGCACCGACAUAAAGAAUCGGAUAAAAAUCGCACGGAAAGUCGGUCCGACAAAUCACACGAUCACCACAGGAGGCACUCGUCGUCGCGGUCGCACAAAUCAUCGCACAAGUCGGAUCGGCCGAGAGAUCACAAAGACCACAGGAAAGAACACAGAACUGAUGAUAGGAAGUAUGAGAAACAUAGAUCAGACAGUGGGAAAGAUGCCAAGUAUUCAGAAAACAAGGCAACGCUGGAAGCCGUCAAGUUACCACAGGAGGUGGUGCAUCGGCCCCCGGAUUAGUUAUUGACUGGACAAACUUGACCAUCUCCAGUGAGUGCGGUGUCAGUUUGCUUGACAAAGGAUUGUGGACUUUAAUGGUAAUAUUUUAUAACAUUUUUUUAAAAAGAACGUCAAUUUCCACUUCCAAUGUGAUUUU
Molecule: messenger RNA, 3349 nt
Organism: Achroia grisella
Lineage: Eukaryota; Metazoa; Arthropoda; Insecta; Lepidoptera; Pyralidae
Exons: 12
Coding region: 175-3213 (1012 amino acids)
Cellular component (GO): nucleus
Source: RefSeq, a predicted model, not a curated record